Molecule: messenger RNA, 1362 nt
Organism: Halichondria panicea
Lineage: Eukaryota; Metazoa; Porifera; Demospongiae; Suberitida; Halichondriidae
Product: alcohol dehydrogenase class-3-like
Exons: 10
Coding region: 140-1273 (377 amino acids)
Biological process (GO): formaldehyde catabolic process
Cellular component (GO): cytosol
Molecular function (GO): zinc ion binding; S-(hydroxymethyl)glutathione dehydrogenase [NAD(P)+] activity
Source: RefSeq, a predicted model, not a curated record
GGGUGUGGCUAGCUAUGUGACUGCACACUAGCCUCGAUUCAAGGCAGAUUAUUUUAAUAGGCUUGGAAUCGAGGCUAACACCAGGCUAGCUAGACUCGACUGUACUGCAUAUCCAGCCUAGAGAAUUGACCUGCUUAUAAUGUCGGAAUUUGCUGGAAAAGUGAUCACGUGCAGUGCUGCUGUUGCUUGGGAAGCAUCCAAACCUCUAUCUAUAGAAGAAGUGCAAGUGAGUCCACCACAAGCAGGAGAGGUCAGAGUUCAGAUCAUAGCGACUGGUGUGUGCCAUACUGAUGCUUACACACUGGGUGGGAGUGACUCAGAGGGGAAGUUCCCCUGUAUCCUAGGACACGAAGGAGCUGGUGUAGUGGAGAGUGUGGGUGUGGGCGUCACCUCAGUAGUGCCUGGAGAUCAUGUGAUACCACUCUAUAUACCACAAUGUAGACAAUGCAAGUUCUGUAAGAGCAACAAGACCAAUCUUUGCUCUUGCAUAAGGAGCACACAAGGUCGCGGGGUCAUGCCUGAUGGGACCAGUCGCUUCUCCUGCAAAGGUCAAACUGUAUACCACUUUAUGGGUACAAGCACUUUCUCUGAGUAUACAGUACUGCCAGAGAUAGCAGUGGCGAAGGUGGACCCCAGUGCCCCUCUGGAUAAAGUGUGUCUACUAGGCUGUGGCAUCCCCACUGGCUAUGGUGCUGCUCUCAAUACGGCUGGUGUGGAGGCUGGUAGUGUAGUGGGCGUGUGGGGCUGUGGGGCUGUGGGUCUAGCUGUCAUCAUGGGCUGCAAGAAAGCAGGGGCUAGUAGAAUCAUUGCUGUGGACAUUAACAAUGACAAGUGGCCUACAGCUCAAGAGUUUGGAGCUACAGAGUUCUUGAAUCCACUGGAGCACUCUUCCCCCACACAACAAGUGGUAGCUGAACUAACUGAUGGAGGACUAGAUUACUCAUUCGAGUGUAUUGGAAAUGUCAAGACCAUGAGAGCAGCACUAGAGGCAUGUCACAAAGGUUGGGGUGUGGCCACUAUCAUUGGAGUAGCUGCAGCUGGGCAAGAGAUCUCCACACGACCAUUCCAACUAGUUACUGGGAGGGUCUGGAAGGGCUGUGCAUUCGGAGGUUGGAAGAGUCGUGAUGCUGUUCCAAUGAUGGUUGACCAGUACAUGAAAGGGGAACUGAAAGUGGACCAAUUUGUCACUCACACUUUUCCCCUAGCUGAGAUCAACACAGCUUUCCAAGUCAUGCAUCAAGGACUCAGCAUUCGCAGCGUGGUCAACUUCUAAGAUGGAUCUGUCACUGUCAGGAAUGGCUGGACUUGUAAUAACUGGACUGAUAAUGUUUUGAUAAUAAUUAUAUAUUAUUCAUGAUUGAG